Molecule: messenger RNA, 12945 nt
Organism: Drosophila rhopaloa
Lineage: Eukaryota; Metazoa; Arthropoda; Insecta; Diptera; Drosophilidae
Gene: Ca-alpha1T
Product: voltage-dependent T-type calcium channel subunit alpha-1G
Biological process (GO): calcium ion import; membrane depolarization during action potential; sodium ion transmembrane transport
Cellular component (GO): plasma membrane; voltage-gated calcium channel complex; voltage-gated sodium channel complex
Molecular function (GO): voltage-gated sodium channel activity; low voltage-gated calcium channel activity
Source: RefSeq, a predicted model, not a curated record
GAAGCUUUCGGCGCGUGCAACAUCCAAACAUCCAAGACACCAGAUAAAAGACAACAUCAAGCUGAAUACGGAUUGAAAAUUCGAAAAAAAAACAAAAUUGAAAUUAAAACAAAGCAAGCGAAAAGUUUUUGAAAAGCGAAGCGGAAAAGGAGAAAAUCCAAGGUAAACAACAACAACAACAACUAAGUAAAAGGCCUUCGUAGCGAUAAAAGGGUCUAUUUAUUUUCUUGAGCCUGACAAAUCACUCGGCAGGAAAAUGGAAUGACCAGAGUUCGCUUAGUUGGCCCCCCAGAAAAUGCUGGCUCAGCCAGCGGCAACAACUCAAUCAGCAACAUCAGUGGCAGCGACAUCUGCAACAUCAGCGGCAGGAGCAACAGCAACAUCAGCAGCUAGGAAUGGCCAGCGACGUCGCGUGGCAGCAGCAACAGAAGGCUGCAACAGCAACAGCAACACCAACAGCAACGGCAAUAGCAAUAGCAACAUUGGCAACAGCAGCAACACCGGCAACAUCAGCAGCAACAGCAGCAACACCAACCGAUUAAGUCAAAUGCAUUCCAACGAAGAGCCGCCCAUGACGGUGAUCGUCGAUGGAGGCGGUGGUGGCAGCAAUGUAUCCGCUUCCAGUGCAACUGCUGGUGGCCAUCGGCGGGGCAGCCAAAGGUUGCGGAAAACCAGUUCCUCCAGUGCCAAUGUCAAGUCUUCAGCGAAUCCUGCGACAGUGGCUGGGAGCAGCAGUGGUCACAGGUCAUCGCAUCGCCAGACAUCGAAUGCCUCGGGCUCGGAAAGAGAUGGCAACAGCAGGCGUCGUUAUCAGGGAAAGGAUCGACAUGAUCGUCACGAUCGCCAUGACCGCCAGGAUCGCCAGGAUCGCCAUGAUCGCCAGGAUCGCCAUGAUCGCCAUGAUCGCCAUGACCGCCAUGAUCGCCAGGAGCGUCGCGAGCGGCAGGAGCAGCAGGUGUCACGUCGGCGUGCAGGACGUCGCCACAGUGGAGCCUCUUCGAUGAGCGAUGCUGCCAAUGCCGCCGCUGGAAGAUCGAGGGGCGAAAGAGGGGGAGCGGUCAGCUCCUCGACCGCCUCCAGUUGCAAUGGCAGCUGCAGCUCCGACGACGGCGACUCCUCGCACACCUCCUCCUCCAGUUCGUCCAGCUCGUCCGGCGAACCGAAUCUGCCCUAUCCGGGAUUCCCCGAGAUCUCCAUGAAGGCGCUGACGCAGUACACCCGGCCACGCAACUGGUGCCUGAUGCUCAUCACCAAUCCAUGGUUCGAGCGCGUCUCCAUCCUGGUCAUCCUGCUCAACUGCAUCACCCUCGGAAUGUAUCAACCCUGCGUGGACGACGCCUGUGUCACGAACCGCUGCAAGAUCCUUCAGAUCUUCGACGACAUUAUCUUCGCCUUCUUUGCCCUGGAGAUGACCAUCAAGAUGGUGGCCAUGGGCAUGUGCGGCAAAAACACCUACCUGGCGGACUCGUGGAAUCGCCUGGACUUCUUUAUUGUCCUGGCGGGUCUGCUGGAGUAUGUGAUGCAUGUGGAGAACCUCAAUCUGACUGCCAUCCGAACGAUUCGUGUGCUGCGUCCCCUGCGGGCCAUCAAUCGAAUACCCAGCAUGCGGAUACUGGUGAUGCUCCUGCUGGACACUCUGCCCAUGCUGGGCAAUGUCCUGCUGCUCUGCUUCUUUGUGUUCUUCAUCUUCGGGAUCAUUGGAGUGCAGUUGUGGGAGGGAAUCCUGCACCAGCGCUGCAGCCUGGACACACCCACCGGCACAAUCUAUCCCCUCACGCUACCUGAAGUGUACAGAGUUCGAGUCCGUGUUAACUCCCUGUCGCAGUACUACGAGUUCUCCAAGGAUCAGGACUACAUCUGCUCCACGCCCAACGAUUCGGGAAUGCAUCUCUGCGGGAACUUCCCGCCGUAUCGCAUCGGUUCGCUGGUCUGCAAUGGGGAGGCCAAGCUGUCCGACUUCAAUGAGCCGACGAACACGUCCUGCGUCAAUUGGAACCAGUACUACACCACCUGCAAGCAGAGCGGCGAGAAUCCCUUUCAGGGCACGAUUUCGUUCGACAACAUCGGGAUGGCCUGGGUGGCCAUAUUUUUGGUCAUCUCGCUGGAGGGCUGGACGGACAUAAUGUAUUACGUGCAGGAUGCGCACAGCUUUUGGGAUUGGAUAUACUUUGUGCUGCUGAUUGUGAUUGGUUCGUUCUUCAUGAUCAACCUCUGCCUGGUCGUCAUCGCCACACAAUUCUCGGAGACGAAGAAACGUGAAAUGGAGCGAAUGCGACAGGAACGGGCCCGGUACACCUCCACCUCGACCUUGGCCAGCAGCACAAACAACUCGGAGCCGGCCACCUGCUAUGCGGAGAUCGUCAAAUAUAUCGCCCAUCUGUGGCGACGCUUCAAGAGACGAAUGUUAAAGAAGUACAGAUUAUAUAAGUACCAGCGACAGCAGCGCAAGGAGGGCCUGCUGCCCAAUGCCGACAAUUUGACCUUCUCGCCGUCGCGGAUCAAGUGCCAUCAUCCCAAGUGCCCCAAGUACAGUAAUCGCAAGCCGUCCAGCAUUCAGGAUCAGAUGAUUACCGUCAUGGUGCCGCUUAAUUCGGCCAGCAACAACAACAAUAAUAAUAACAACAACAGCACCAGCAGCAACCACAAUGGCAGUGGCAACAGCAAUAACAAUAACGCAGCCAGUUGCACCACAGUGGCCCUGGUCAAUGGGAUAAAUGGCAGCGCCGCCAGUGUAACGAUGUCUUCGGCCCACCACCAGCAACAUCAGUUGCUGCAACAGCAGCAGCAACAGCAGCAACAUCAGCAGCAGCAGCAGCAGCAACAACACUCCUCCUCCGACAACACAGAACAAUCGCUGGGCGCAGAUGGGUUACCAAGAAGUUCCUCACUUAAAAAGUCCACCGCCCAUCAUCAAUUGAAGCCCGAGGGCAGUGCCGCCGAGCAAAAGACCAUAUUGCUCAAGUUCCCGCAGCAAAUGAUUGAUUCCGAACAGCUAAUUCUGCAGUUGGGAAAUUUAGGAAAGAGCCAUCCAUGCACCUCUGGAUUCCUUAGUCCGCCCACCUCAGUCAGCCGCCGACCAUCGGUGAUGUUCAACGAGUAUGUCCUACUGCACACGCCCCCCGCCUUAAAUGCGGAUCCGGCUGCGGCGGGCACCACCUCCACUGUCCCCACUACAGUGGCCACCGUUGCAGGAACGGCGGCAGCGGCUGCCGCAGCAGCGGUGGCGGUGAAUGCUGGCGGCAGCAAUAACAGUUCCGGACUCAAUAACCACCAGAACGGUGCCAGUGGUGGCGCAAGUGGAGGAGCUGGUGCAGGUGCCGGUGGUACCACUGAAAAAGGCAACAUCUUUUCCACGGAGAAGAUGACGCAGGCUGGCGAUGGCAGCAUCUGGCAGGUAAAUUUACCACAGACCAUCGGCACAAUUGCUAAUCCCUAUGCCGAUUGCUCUGAGCUCGGUAUACACGAUGCGAUGACUUGUCAAGAGCUCUUAGCAUUCUCUGUGGCCUUCUCAGCGGCUUUGCCGACGGGCCAGAGUACCCUAGAGUCCUUCUACACAUCGCUGGCCCGCUGCGAUCCUCACACCGCCGAAGCGUUGCGGGCGCACCACAAACCACGCUCCCUGGUAGCAGCUCAAAGCCAAACGCCUCCAGGCUCUGAAGGAGCUACUGUGAUGGUUGCCUCAACGGCCGGCGAUCCCGGCCAGACACUCGAACCGACAACUGUGUCGGCUGUGGUGGGUCCCAUCGGCACCCAGACGGCGAACCACCGCCGCAAAGAGCACCACCAGCAGUCACAUGGAUCGCACCACCAUCAUAAUAACAACAAUACCACCAGUCACAGCCGGAAUUAUCGCUCACGGCAGGGACAGGGUAAUUCGCGAGCGCGAGAAUCCCGCACUCCCACCGGCAACUAUAUGGAGGACUAUGCCUGCUGCUACGAUCUCUACCAGAACGCCCUGUCGCCACUGGACGAACGGCCCAGGCAGAGAUCGUCGACGACUCGCUGCCUGAUCGCCGUCUACCGCUGCCUGUCGCGCGUCUGCAGUUGGGCUCGUCGCUACAUCCGGCGAUUGGUGGAGCAAAAGUACUUCCAGCAGGGCAUCCUGUUGGCCAUCCUGAUAAACACCCUGUCCAUGGGAAUUGAGUACCACAACCAGCCGCCGGAACUGACCGCCAUUGUGGAGACGAGCAACGUCGUCUUUUCGGUCAUCUUUGCAGUUGAAAUGCUGCUGAAAGUGGUUGCCGAGGGUCCGUUUCGUUAUAUAGCCAAUGGGUUUAAUGUGUUUGAUGGCAUCAUUGUGAUCCUCAGUGCCAUUGAGAUCUGUCAGACGUUCAUGGGUAAUGGAACGGGCGGCGGUGGCUCCGGCCUGUCCGUGCUGCGAACCUUCCGAUUGCUCCGAAUCCUCAAGCUGGUCCGCUUUAUGCCCAACCUGCGACGCCAGCUAUUUGUGAUGCUGCGCACCAUGGACAACGUGGCCGUCUUCUUUUCGCUGCUCGUUUUAUUCAUCUUCAUCUUCAGCAUACUCGGCAUGUAUCUGUUUGGCGGUAAGUUUUGUAAAUUUUUGGACGAAUCCGGACUCGAACGCGAGUGCACGUGUCCCGAAAUAAUCAGCCGGCAUCCGCAAUGCGAGUGCGAUCGCAAACACUUCAACAACAUUUUGUGGGCCACAGUCACAGUAUUCCAAAUACUGACGCAAGAGGAUUGGAACGUCGUCCUGUUCAACGGAAUGGAAAAGACAAGUCAUUGGGCCGCAUUGUACUUUGUGGCCCUAAUGACGUUCGGCAAUUAUGUGCUGUUUAAUUUAUUGGUGGCCAUUUUGGUUGAGGGAUUCAGUUCAGAGCGAAAUGAACGUCGCGAGCGCGAACAGCGCGAGUUGGUUAAGAAACUGCGCGAGGAAACGCUGGCCGAGAACUACAGCGAUGGUAUGUACGAUGAGUCGCGGAGCGAGGCGGACUCCUCGACCACCAACGAUAGUUACUACGAGGUGCGCAACCGCUGGCGAUCGGCGGAGGAUGUGCGCAAGCUGCAGGACUCCGCGGAGCUGAUCAUCGAGGCCAAGAGCAACAUGCACCGCCAGCGCCUGCUGCAGCCCACCCACGACUACCAGAUCAACGAGCUGCCCGCCUCGUCUGCCGCUCCGUCCGCUGGUGGCACCUCCGGCGCCUCUGCGACGGGCGAGCGGGAAAGGGACAGGGACAGGGACAGGGAUAGAGAGCGGGACAGGGAGGCGGGUGGCGGCGGCAAGGAGGAGGGAGGGGCGCAGCAUGCCAAGCCGCGCGGCGGCCUCAAAAAGACAUACUCGAUCAAGGAGCGGCGCAGCGAGGCGCCACGCCUCUCCAAGAUCCGUCUCGCCCGGGAUCCGCCCAUCAUCACGACAACGGCGGCCACGCCGCAGGACUCGCCCAGCACCACCUUGGAGCCGGGCAUGAGCUUCCGCCAGUGGGGCGACAUGGAGCCACCCAGUCCGCCCUCCCCCUCGCUGUUGCGACCGCCGAACAUCUUCACCGGCGGACAGCGGAGUCUGGACGAGGGCAUCCCCUCCAUCGAUCUCAUCCCGCCCUCGCCGGUGCUGGCCCACAAGCCCCUGAACAUCCUGAAUGCCAGCCAGUUGGGCAUGGGCGUGGGUGUCGGCAGCACUGCCGGCAGCUCGGCCAGCAUGCACAGCGUGAUCAUCGACGACAUCUCGAAGAGCUCCAGCUCGACGGCGGCGGCCACGCCCAUUUAUGUGCCCACCAUCUCGUCUUCGGCGGAGGCGCAGAGUCAGAGUCAGAGUCACAGUCUCAACGAUGUGAGUGUGGGUUCAGGACCGGGCGUUGAGAUGCCUGUGGCGGGAUUGGGAAGGAGUACCAACACGGGGGCCUCGACCAGUGGCAGUUCCUCCAGCGAACGCCUGCCACUGGCCCCGCCCCCUCAGCAGGGCAGUUUCAAGCAGCGACUGAGGCGUGGCAGCUCCAAGAAGCGCCGCUCUUCCGCUCUGGCCCUAACCAGCGAGGACAAUCCGGCGCGAAGAGCCCAAGAGGAGGAGGAGGAGCAGCAGCAGCAGCAGCUGAACAAUGGCGGCGACAAUAGCUUCUUGCUGCGGGGAGGCAGCACUGUGGCCAGCGGCUCCUCCUCGGGCGCCAAGGAGACGAAUCGCCUGAGUCCACAGAACUCGAUCAGGAGGCUCUCGAACACACUGAGCAUAGGCAGCGGACCCGUGGGCAGUCGCCGGGCCUCGGCCUGCAUAUUCAACUCGCAGGUGUACCAGAACCUGAACCAGCCGCCCAAGCCCAAACUGCGACCGGGACCGGGACAACGCCGGAUGAGCUCCAUCGAACUGGCAUUCAGCAAGACCUCGCAUCUGAAUCUGCACAAUCUGGAGGCCAACCGGAAGUCGCUCUCGUACACCAACUCGAAGAUGGACCUGGACAAGUGGAACAAGUCGUACGGCAAUCUGAACGAGCCGGACAACAUGCUGCAGCAGUAUAUGGAGGCGCGGGACAAGCGCAAGAACUCCAUCAGCCACUAUAAUCUGAAGAAGCGGCUCGAGGAGAAGGAGCUGCAGCAGCUGCAGCAGCUCCACCAGCAGCAGCUGCUCCAGCAACGGCAGGACUCCUUCUCCUCGACCACCCAGCACCAGCAGCAGCACCGCUUGUCCAAGGACCACCAGCAGCAGCUGGCGAUGCAGCCACAUUCCAUGGUGCCAGGCGGCGGGGAGCGCUACUCCAAGCUCAAGAUGCUCAUCGAGCAGCUCACGCCCAAGCACUUCACCACCGAGCGCGAGGACUACUCGCUCUACAUAUUCCCCGAGGAUAACAGGUUCCGGCAAAUCUGUACGUGGUUUGUCAACCAAAAGUGGUUCGACAACGUGGUCCUGCUAUUUAUCGCGCUCAACUGCAUCACCCUGGCCAUGGAAAGACCAAACAUCCCUCCAAGCAGCACCGAAAGAUUGUUCCUGGCAACAGCCAACUACGUGUUCACCGUCGUCUUCAGCGUCGAAAUGUUCAUCAAGGUGGUGGCCACGGGAAUGUUUUACGGCCACGACGCCUACUUCACGUCCGGCUGGAAUAUCAUGGACGGAUCUUUGGUUACCAUUUCCAUAAUUGAUUUGUUAAUGUCCCUGAUUAGCGAAUCGAGUCCGAGGAUAUUUGGGAUUUUAAGGGUGUUUCGACUACUCCGAUCCUUGCGGCCGCUGCGGGUGAUCAACCGAGCCCCGGGUCUGAAACUAGUCGUGCAAACGCUCUUAUCGUCCCUGCGUCCCAUCGGCAACAUCGUCCUGAUCUGCUGCACCUUCUUCAUCAUCUUCGGCAUCCUGGGCGUUCAGCUGUUCAAGGGCACCUUCUACUACUGCGAGGGCGAGAACAUCAAGGGCGUGCGGAAUGCGGACGAGUGUCGCAGGAUACCGGGGAAUGUGUGGACCAACCGCAAGUACAACUUCGAUGAUCUGGGCAAGGCCCUCAUGUCCUUGUUCGUCCUGAGUUCCCGCGACGGCUGGGUGAACAUUAUGUACACCGGGCUGGACGCCGUCGGGGUGGACCAACAGCCCAUCGUGAACUACAACGAGUGGCGGCUGCUGUACUUCAUAGCCUUCAUCCUGCUGGUGGGCUUCUUCGUGCUCAACAUGUUCGUGGGCGUGGUGGUGGAGAACUUCCAUCGAUGUCGCGAGGAGCAGGAGAAGGAGGAGAAGAUCCGGCGGGCGGCGAAGCGGGCCCUGCAGAUGGAGAAGAAGCGGCGGAGGAUGCACGAGCCACCGUACUACACCAACUAUUCGCCCACCAGGAUGUUCGUGCACAACGUGGUGACCUCGAAGUACUUCGAUCUGGCCAUUGCCGCGGUGAUUGGCCUGAAUGUGGUCACCAUGGCCAUGGAGUACUACAAGAUGCCCAAUCCGCUGAAGUACGCCCUGAAGAUCUUCAACUACUUCUUUACGGCGGUGUUUAUACUGGAGGCGAACAUGAAACUGGUGGCACUGGGCUGGAAACUGUACUUGAAGGACCGCUGGAAUCAGCUGGACGUGGGCAUAGUCCUGCUCUCCAUAGUGGGCAUUGUGCUGGAGGAGCUGGAGACGAACAUAAUACCCAUCAAUCCGACGAUCAUUCGCGUAAUGAGGGUGCUCCGCAUAGCCAGAGUGCUGAAGCUCCUCAAAAUGGCCAAGGGCAUCCGCGCCCUGCUGGACACCGUGAUGCAGGCCCUGCCCCAAGUGGGCAACCUGGGCCUCCUGUUCUUCCUGCUGUUCUUCAUCUUCGCGGCACUGGGCGUGGAGCUGUUCGGGCGACUCGAGUGCUCCGACGAGAUACCCUGCCAGGGAUUGGGCGAGCACGCGCACUUCGCCAACUUUGGCAUGGCUUUCCUCACAUUGUUUCGCGUAGCGACUGGCGAUAAUUGGAACGGCAUCAUGAAGGACACGCUGAGGGAUAAUUGCGAUGACGCGGCCGAUUGCGUACGCAAUUGCUGCGUCAGCUCGGUUAUUGCUCCCAUAUUCUUUGUGAUAUUCGUGCUGAUGGCGCAAUUCGUGUUAGUGAACGUCGUCGUGGCUGUACUGAUGAAACACCUCGAGGAGAGCCACAAGCAAAUGGAAGACGAGCUCGACAUGGAGGUGGAGCUCGAGCGCGAGCUGGUGCGCGAGCAGGAGUUCGCCCAGGAGCAAAAGUUGUGCCAGCAGCUGGCGGAGGCGCAAUCGAAGGCCGCCGCUCCCCCGCGCCCCCUGGCCAAGGUCAAGUCGCUGCCCAAGAACUUCAUCUACAGCACACCCUCGCUGGACAAGAAGUUUCCGCCUGUCCCGGGUGGUGGUGUCGUCGCCACACUGGGCGGCAAUCCCAGUUCGAGUCUGACCAGCUCGGCGGCCACCAAUCUGAAUCAAGUGGCCGGUUGGGGAGGAGGAGUAGCAGGUGGGGGUGCGGGCUCGGGAGCGGUAUCUGCGGCAUCUGGAGCUGGACAACGACGACAGACCGUCCAGUACUUCCAGCAGCCACCACAAUCCAUGCUCGGCUUGAGUCUCGCCGAAAUGGGCGGCACGCUGACGCCUCAGGCGCUCGGCGCCCGGUUGGGCGAGCCCUUCGGCGGCCCAGCGACGGCGGCGGGAGGCGUUGAGAGGGGAGGAACGGGCGAGCCGCUGGCUGUGGGCGUGGCCGGCCUCCCGCUGCCGCCGCUGGACAAUCGCCGCCGCGGGCGACGCGCCUCCGCGGCCGCCGGCUUCCGCAAGCGCGGCGUGUUGUCCAAGGAGCGCUCAUUGGACGAGCAGGCCAUCCGACGACGCAAUUUGGAGGCCAAGCGCACCAGCUGCGACUCGCUGCCCUGGGGCGGAGAUGCCCUCGACUGCCGCAGGGGCACGAUCUUCGAGAGCCUCGAGUCGGAUGGGUGCGGAGUAGGGGGUGGUGGUGGUGGUGGUGGUUCCUACGAUAUACGGAGCACGCGCAGUGCCGAUGUGGGCCAUUUGGAUUCAGAGUCGGGGGAUGUCUCGCUGGCGGUGGUCAGCUCCCUGGUGCCCGCCCUGGUCAGUCCACUGCCCCCGCCCCUGUCUCUGCCCAUAGCAUCGCCCACGCCCUUGUCCAUGUCCAUAACAAUGCCCAUGCCGGCACAUCCAUCACAUCCGCCACCACGCCGACCCUUCGGCUGGUCGCAGUCCGUGGACCAGGGAUGCCUGAGGAGCAGCCUCCUGCUCUCCGUGCCCAGAUCCAUGCCGCCGCGCAGUCGCAGUGGCAGCACCAAGCAGCUCUUCAAGCAGCAGGCUCUGGACGAGGACGCCGACAUGGACGAGAGCUCGCUGCUGCUGCCCACGACUGCAGGAGGAGGAGGAGGAUCGGGAUCAGGGUCUGGGUCUGGGGGACCGGGAUCGGUGGCAGUCACAGCCUCCAGCUCGCUGGACAUCCCAGAGCCCAGUGGCAGCUCGAAACCACUGCCGGACAUCGCAGCGGGGGUCAGUAAGUCCGACUCCUCGGACAUCCUGCGCAUCAUUAGUGAGCGGCGGCGCAUGGAUCAGCGGGAGCAGAGGGAACCGGAUCAGGAUCAGGACAUCGAGACGGAGGACAGGGACAGCGACUACAAGGAGCUGCUCCUGGUCAAGUCGCCGCAGUCCUCCAUGGACUAGAUGCCAGCACACACACUCUGCAGAUCUUUGAAAGUAGCUAUCUCUAACUAGGGCCAGGUUUACACUGAAAAUAAUUACUGCAGAGCUGAUUAACAAGGAUAAUAGCUAGGAUAACUGUUAAGAUAGUCCUUACUUGGCUAUAAAUAGUACCCCUUCCCUGGGAAAGUGUCUAAGCUUCGAAGGAGGCAGUCCCUAUAUAUAAAUUCUAUACCGAUAACAACUCUAUUAUGUAAACCUGGUCGCCAUUAAAGGAUACUUUAGGGAAUUUUCUAAAAACUAUAACUAUUACAUUAGGCUGUAGGCAUAAAGAUCGAAGAGUGUGAUGAGAGAACACAAAUAAUGAUUAAUCGAUAGCAAUUAAACUAUAAAUGAUAAAUGGCAAAUGCUAAACUCUUAGCCACAGAAACGAAAAUAAAAACCAGUAAAAUAAAAUUGAAAGCAAAGUUAAGUACAGCAGAGAAAAGAAAUGCUAGUAAGCUAAAUUGUCAACUGUUUUUAGUGCAAUCCUACGGUUUUCAUAACUUUAACAAGCAGAACUUAUAAGAAAAACUAAAAACUAAAUGAUCGCGAAAGAUCGAUCGGUCAAGAAGAAGAUAGCUAAGUUUCAAGUUGAUUAGAGUGUUUUCCGUUAAAAAGUAGCAGUCGAAAACGAUGAUUACCCAGACGAUGAUGGAUUAUAUACAAGUGUUAUAUGCGAUUUACAUAUAUACAGUUAUAUUAUUAUACUUAUAGGGAUACUGCAUUCGAAACAUAAAUGAUGGAAAUUUGUGAACAAAGAAUCAUCAACUCUGUGAUUAGCUCUUAAAGUUUAAACGUUUAUAUGAGAAGCCAUGCAGACACCAAACAAAAAAACACACAAAAACACGCUAUCUGUAUAUAGAAGGCCUGUAUGUAAUCAAAUGUAAUCGAGUGUAUUUUACGUAGCUUAGCCAAAGAUGAAACUAACGCAAUGAUACCGAAUAGAGCCGUCAGAGCGAACACAUUGAUAAGCAAUAGAGAACUGUAGCUCUUAAGAUUGUACCUAACCUAAAAACGAAUAAAGCUGCGUUGUUCCAGGGGAAAUAAUAAUACCCAAAAGAAAAGAAAAAGAUACGGAAAAGGAGAAAACAAAAACCAAAAAAAAAAACAUGAGAACUUUGUGCAAACGAAUUUACUUAGGUACUUAAACACACACACAACCACACCCAAACAGAUAGCUAUUACGAUCUGGUCGACAAUCUUUGCGAAUCUCCCCUGUCUGUCUCUCUAUCUCCCUCUAAAGGCUUCCAAAACUUCCCGACCCCGCCCCUUAAAAGAUAUCCAGACAUUCGAAAAACAGUGCCAACGCAGUAAGGGUAUUCAAGAUUUUUUUUUUAAAUAAACCUAACCAGAAAAAGAAGCAAAGAUGGCGGCAACAACUACAUGAAGAACUUUAAAAAGUAGCAUUUAUAAAGAAAAACAAAAAUAAAACCAAAACCAAGAGAAACGUCGUAGAAAUUUAAAGAUUAAUGUUUAAUGACUAUAUAUAGUGUAUAUAUGGAACUAUCAACGAAUUACAAUAGAGUAUCGAGAUAUUUCUUCAGAUGGCAGAACUAGAACAAGACAAAGAAUCGAGGGAACGAGAAGAACACUAACUUAACACUGUCAAUUUUUCAACAUGGUCUAAGCUAAUUUUUUCAAGGAAAACAAAAGAUCUAAGAAUGAAAACAAUUUUACACUCUUUGUACACACUGUAAAAAAUGAAGUGAAGGAGCUCUCCAGUUUAGAUAAACUUUAAAAUCAAACUUAGCAAACGAUUCGGGCGAAAGCGAGGAAAGAAGAAGCAACAAAUUUAAUUAUACGAUAUUUUCAUCUGUGCCUUUCUCUACGAAUAUAUAUAUACACAUUUAUACAUUAUAUAACAAAUGUAUCAGAUACUGUCUCUAUAUCUUUCUACGCUCCCACUCCCUCUCUCUUUCUCACACACACUCACACGGAACUCACCAAACUCACCCUACUAAGCAAACCACAGGACACCAACACAGACACCAAGCAAGCAGUGCGAAAUGUAACGGUGAUGGCAAGCAGUGCCUCGCGUAACUAAAAAUGCAAAUCUGAAAACUAUUUACGAGGCAGGACGAAGGAAUAAUAACGAAAGAAACAAAAUAACUACUUAAGCCUACUAAUAAUGAAAACCGAAAAUACAAAAAUACAACUGGAAGUAAAAAUACAAAUAAAAUUAUACGAAAGCAUGAAGUUUAUAGGUUAAUGCGCUAGUAGUUUUGAACUUUUUUUUUGUAAUUUUUUAAUGUAGCCGCUUUGAAGUAAACCAAAUGAAACUAUAUUCGUUUUUGGUUUUAGUUGUGUGUGUCUGUUUUUUUUUUUGUGCGAAGCGUAAAGCAACUAUUAAGAACGUUUCUUCUUGUUGAUUAAUAAUUAGGUAAACUGCUACAAAACAUAAGUUAAUUAAAGAAAAAGAAAAAACAAUGAAAAACCAAAAGCCAACAACAAAAUUAGAAAAAAGUGAGUUGAAUUUAAAAUUAAAGCCAUAACGGCCAACGAAAUGCAAAACUAAGCAAAUUUGCUUUUAGCUCCAUGACGGUGCAAGAAAAACCCCAUGAAAAAACCAAUAAUUCUUUGCAAAGUAAAAUAAGCCAAUUAAAUGUGAAAUUGUUUAAGAAAGGACAUAAGAAACUUAGCACUAUCCGCUGCUGCAAAGCCAGAAAUCGAAACUCUGUUAGACAAAUAGCCAAUAGCCAAAGUUGUAAUCAUUUCGUUGCGUGCCCUUUGCGUAUAAUUUGAAUGGUUCGAUUGGUUCCACUAGAUACGUACAUAUAUACUGAGAACACAUACUAUGUAAAGCAGCGAAACAAAACCAAAAAAAAAACGAGCAUUAUAAAUUAAAGAGAAUUUGAAAAGAA